UCUUCCGCUGCGAGGUUCAAAGGACCCGCAGCAGCCGACAUGACAACGCUGAGGCCGUUUACCUGCGACGACUUGUUCAAAUUCAACAACAUCAACCUGGACCCUCUGACGGAGACCUAUGGGAUCCCGUUCUACCUGCAGUACCUGGCUCACUGGCCGGAGUACUUCAUCGUGGCUGAGGCUCCUGGUGGGGAACUGAUGGGCUACAUCAUGGGGAAGGCGGAGGGAUCCGUGGCCCGGGAGGAGUGGCACGGCCACGUCACCGCGCUGUCCGUGGCCCCGGAGUUCAGGAGGCUCGGCCUCGCUGCCAAGCUCAUGGAGAUGCUGGAGGAGAUCUCGGAGAGGAAGGGGGGGUACUUCGUGGACCUCUUCGUGCGGGUCUCCAACCAGGUGGCGGUGAACAUGUACAAGCGUCUGGGCUACAGCGUCUACCGGACGGUGAUCGAGUAUUACUCCGCCAGCAACGGAGAGCCGGACGAAGACGCCUACGACAUGAGGAAAGCUUUGUCCAGAGACACGGAGAAGAAGUCCAUCGUCCCGCUGCCGCACCCCGUCAGACCGGAGGACAUCGAGUAGCGGUCGCCGUGGCUCCCUGCACCCUCAUAACGUUAUUGUCAUAUUUAAUAUCACGGGCUAUUCACGUUGUACAUAGUCACGCUGUGACAGACCAGCUGUUGGUCCCAAAGAGGAUCAAUCACGGUUUCAUUUCCUGUACAUUCUCACGUUUUAUUAUGAAAAAUUGAUGUUUGUAUAAUGCAGAAAACACGUCGUACAAUAAACACUCAUCGGCUGCUUUGGUUUUUUUGUAAAAAAUAAAAUAAAAUAGCAAGAGUGGAGAGCUACUGUUUAUCUUC
Molecule: messenger RNA, 854 nt
Organism: Cyclopterus lumpus (lumpfish)
Lineage: Eukaryota; Metazoa; Chordata; Actinopteri; Perciformes; Cyclopteridae
Gene: naa20
Product: N-alpha-acetyltransferase 20, NatB catalytic subunit
Exons: 6
Coding region: 40-576 (178 amino acids)
Biological process (GO): N-terminal peptidyl-methionine acetylation
Cellular component (GO): NatB complex
Molecular function (GO): protein-N-terminal amino-acid acetyltransferase activity
Source: RefSeq, a predicted model, not a curated record